AAAAUAUAAAUGGACCGUUCUCCAGCAAAACCGGGCUUAUUGACGUUCGUGACGUUAUUUGGAAAUUCCAGUUUAAAGGUUGACGUCAUCAACACAGUGCGUCAUCAACUUUUCAGAAACACGAGCUGGAGAGUUUGUUUUCCGAACAUUUUGGGCGGACCCCGAGUGCUACCCCAUGUGUCUCACAGAUGAGUGAUUACAGUGAUGAAGAGGAAAGUGAUUUCGAUGAACAUAUUGAGUUGGGCCGUGUAGCAGAUGUUGACCAAAGAGUAAGGCAGUAUCUGGAUAGUUUACCAGCUAGCCAUUCGGAUGAAAGCCAGAACAAGAAUCAGUAUGUGAUUGGAUAUUUCAUGUGGCGUGUCAUGACAGGAAGACACCAGGAGAUCGAAUACCAUAUGCAGAUUCCUGGCCAUGCACGCUGCCUUGUUGACAGUGGAUUUGCUUCUUUAAAGAAGCUUUACCGGCGCACCGAUUGUGAUUCCCUUGUUCAGUUGCAACACGUUGUUGAUAUGUCGUCUGCUACAAAUGAAGCUGUUCGAUAUCCUGCUUGGCAAUGGCGUGACUGGAAAUCGUUCUUGGGACCUGUUAUUAAACCAAUGCGUGGGAUAAGGAAGUACCAGUACUUCAAGAUGUCUUCUGACAAACCUGGUGUAGUAACUGUGAAAGAGAACAGAGACACAGAUGAAACGACUGUAAACGUGCUGCGGUCUCAGGAUCGUGUAUUUCCAGCAGACGACUUACCAACAGUUAUCCCUGCCCAUGGACUUACACGAGAACGCCAGGAUUACCUUUAUAAGACCGUCAGACCUUAUGUACGCCCAAUGCACCAGGAUAGCACGUGCCCAGCGCCUAGUGAUCAGUAGUUGUUUGACAUUUGUAGACACUUGAAUUGGAAUAUAUAUGAGCCGCGUCACGGAAAAAUGUGCCUUCGGGAAUCUUCGAGGCUUUGCGACCAGCGUGGACCCGGAUCAACAUGCGCAUCCGCGCAGUACGAUCAGGGCCCACACUGUUCGUUGUUACGCCAGAGAAGGCUUAUUCUACCUGAAGAUGCAAUUUUCAGGUGUAUUAGUGCUCAGAACAGCCUAAAUAAACACUUUCCGGAAAUCCACGAAGAUUCCCGAAGAUACAUUUUCCCGUGUCGGGGCUCAUAUGUACUGGUACGUCUUGACUAAAACGAUUAGUAACUAGUAAUUAUUUAAUUUUUGCUGUUAUAUUUACGUUGUUAUUAUAACAAUAUGUUUAAAUAUAAUGUUAAAUAAAUGUGAAACUAGACAGACAUUGUUUCUUGAAAGGGCAAAAUCGAUGAGACUCAAGAAUUUUAUAUACAAUUAAGUUUUACUCCCAUGUUUUGAAAGGGACUAACCCACACAUUUUUGACGAAAAUAUUUUUCUUUCAAAAAUCAGUAUGUGUUUAUUCUGAAAGUUGCUAGUGGCACAAACUAAUUGAGAUAUGAAUUUGUCAAAGAUGUCCUUAUGA
Molecule: messenger RNA, 1477 nt
Organism: Mercenaria mercenaria
Lineage: Eukaryota; Metazoa; Mollusca; Bivalvia; Venerida; Veneridae
Exons: 4
Coding region: 189-863 (224 amino acids)
Source: RefSeq, a predicted model, not a curated record